This is a messenger RNA of Trichechus manatus latirostris (Florida manatee), 1038 nucleotides long. RefSeq names its product nth like DNA glycosylase 1 (gene NTHL1). The record is from RefSeq and is a predicted model, not a curated record. Bases 1 to 945 code for a protein of 314 amino acids. Gene Ontology annotation, cellular component: nucleus. NCBI's taxonomy places the organism in Eukaryota, Metazoa, Chordata, Mammalia, Sirenia, Trichechidae. The transcript is spliced from 6 exons. Gene Ontology annotation, molecular function: oxidized pyrimidine nucleobase lesion DNA N-glycosylase activity; DNA-(apurinic or apyrimidinic site) endonuclease activity; DNA binding. Gene Ontology annotation, biological process: nucleotide-excision repair; base-excision repair; base-excision repair, AP site formation.
AUGUGUAGUCCGCAGGAGCCCAGCAUGAUGGCGGUCGGUGUGAGGAUGGCGACCCGCAGCCGGAGCUGCGCGCGGGGCGCCGGGUCGCGUGGGGGCGGGGAGGAGGCUGUGCCGCUCCGGAGGGGAGAGGCGGCUGCAGAAGGAAGGCAAAGCCACUGCCCUGUGAAGCGCCAGCGAAAGGCACAGAGACUGUGCGUGGCCUACGAGGCUGCAGACGGUGAUGGUGAGGAAGGCAAGGGGGCUGAGCCACUCCAGGCGCCAGGCUGGGAGCCCCAGGAUUGGCGGCGGCAGCUGGCGAACAUCCGCACCAUGAGGAGCAGGAAGGAUGCGCCUGUGGACCAGCUGGGCGCCGAGCACUGCUACGACCCCAGUGCGCCCCCGAAGGUGCGGAGGUACCAGGUGCUGGUCUCGCUGAUGCUGUCCAGCCAGACCAAGGACCAGGUGACGGCAGGGGCCAUGCAGCGGCUGCGGGCGCGGGGCCUGACGGUAGACAGCGUCCUACAGAUGGACGACAGCACACUGGGUGCACUCAUCCACCCCGUAGGCUUCUGGAGGAGCAAGGUGAAGUACAUCAAGCAGACUAGUGCCAUUCUGCAGCAGUGCUACGGCGGGGACAUCCCCUCCUCUGUGGCAGAGCUGGUGGCCCUGCCGGGCGUUGGGCCCAAGAUGGCGCACUUGGCUAUGGCCGUGGCCUGGGGCACCGUGUCGGGCAUCGCGGUGGACACGCAUGUGCACAGAAUCGCCAACCGGCUCAGGUGGACCAGGAAGCAGACGAAAGCCCCGGAGCAGACCCGUGCCGCCCUGGAGGAGUGGCUGCCCAGGGAGUUGUGGGGUGAGAUCAACACACUGCUGGUGGGCUUCGGCCAGCAAACCUGCCUGCCCCUCCACCCACGCUGUCAGACCUGCCUCAACCAGGCACUGUGUCCCGCUGCCCAGGGCCUCUGAGGGCCCAGGGGGCUGGGCCGGCAGGCGGGAAUGCCGGCUUCGGCUGCGUGUAUUACGUGCCUUUCCCUGAGAGCGGCCGUUUGUUUGAUAAAG